Messenger RNA from Schistosoma spindalis, 4064 nucleotides. Lineage: Eukaryota; Metazoa; Platyhelminthes; Trematoda; Strigeidida; Schistosomatidae. The record is from the annotation of a GenBank genome assembly.
AAAACAACCGUUUAAACUAACGUGUGCCCGCGCUGCAUUCAAUUGCAACAAGUUUCUAUCUGUCAUCAAAUGCUUUUGCUGGACAAAGUGAAUGGAAUCUGCACAUGUAUGUUGCAGUUUAACAUAUUAGACAUCGGUGUAAACUUUUUGAUGUACUCUUUGUAAGUUCAGUUCCUCGCUAAAAGCUUUGUGAUCGAGAAAGACGAAUAAAGGGGAAAGUUGGAGAAAAAGAGCUAAUAGGAAGUCAAUAUGCCUGUUUUCCCUAAAACUCUCGGUUAUCCAGCUGGGUAGUUAGAUAAACCGGACCUAAGUCUUAAACCCACCUCUGCUUAUUAUCAAUGAUAUUCAAGAGGCUACGUUAUGUCAUCAUCUCCACCAAACAGAUUUGGAUUUUGCAAAUUUUUUGCUAUAUUGGUCCCUGAAAUUUCAGGUAAAGAAAGUGGAGAGCCCUAUUGACCGUCAAUUCAGAUGACAGGUUGCCAUAUACUCUUGACCAGUAGAAUUGGAAACGCCGAUAUACUUUUUACGCCUUUAAAUGACAACGACCACUAUAAAAUAUGUUGACCAGAAAAGGCGAAUGAAGUUGUAAUGUUGAGAGCGUCGGUUUGCUUACACCCAGAAACUUGACUUAGGGUGGAUAUUUGAUCAGCUCACUCAUGUCUAAAACCAGUUUAGUUUUCCCGCGGUCCACUGUCCACAGCCUCUAGUUUAGCAUUAGGUUGUUUUCGAAUACAAUAUUGGUAAGGUUGAUUUCUCUGUAGCUUUCAUAAGAGGACUUUUGUCGUUCCUGUAAGCAAUCAGUACUCUUGAGAAAGUUAUUUCACGAAUCUAGGUUCUCUUCUCGAGCCAUAUCUGUGCCUAGUCUUUUCUGAUAACAUUGGUACUGCUACUAGUGCUACUCUGGCACCUCGUCCUGACGUGUGGCAACUCAAAGCCAUACACAUGUGCCAAGUUGUGCGUUACGUUUGGUUGACUGGGUGUUCGCGACUAGCCUGAUAUAAUUAUCUACAGCUACCAGGUUACUGGUACAGUACCUCAGUCAGUGUAACUGUUGGCACUAAACGUCCAUCCAUAAAAGAGUUUGAAACUAGUCCAUCAAGGUUAGGUCUCACUGCUGAGAGUCUAAUAUCAACCUCACCGCAGCCCUUGAUGAAAAUGGGUAGCUGGAAAUUACCUGUCCCUCAAAAUAUCCUGUCUUUCCGGUAGUUUGGUCUGAAAACUCAUGUUUUUCAAACAUAGUUCUACUGAUAGAUGUUAUUUUUAAUAUUUUAUUCGAACACAAAUAUUGGUACAAGGGGCUAGUUGAGGAAGAUACAACCACUUUCAUGAAGAAAGUAAAAGAAUGUUACAUCAGGAUCUCCACUGGCUUCUAUUCUGAGCCAUAUCUGAUAGCGUCUCUAGCCACUGUGUUGCACCAUCUCUAAGACCCCAGCCAGGGAGUCGUGAAGGACCAACAGAAGCCAGCCCUUUGCAGCUUUCUUUCAUAUGACGACACCAUGUCAUACACUGACCACCUCUCCGCUUUCUGCAACCAGUCCCAGCAUCGGUAAAUAAUGCACGACGUGGAAUUCUCUGGGAUGACAUUCGUAGAACAUGUCCAAGCCACCGAAGUCAAUGUUUAAAGAUGAUGACACCUAUUGGAUUAUCAUCUCUGCACCCGAACACAUGAUGCCGAACCUCUGCAUUACUAACAUGGUGUUGCCACUGGGUGUCAGCAAUUCUCCGUAGACAACGAUGAUCAAACACAGAGAGUCAUCUAACAUCCUCAACUCGGAGAGGCCAGGUUUCACAAGCUUAGAGCAGAAUUGCUCUCAUCGACGCGUUGUAGAUCCGACCUUUUACAGCCAGACUAACAUCACGAAGGCGCCAAAGAUGGCCCAGAUUGGCAUAAGCCGCUCUGGCUUUCACCAUACGUGCAUUGAUCUCAUCACUGAUAGAUGACUUUAAUUAAAGUUUCUAAUUCUCCAACAUAGGGUGUGAACCCCUAAGAUGAUCACCGGUUUGGGCACCCGUCACACAAAUCGUAGAUUUAUUCAGAGCAUAUCUAUUUAGUGCCUCCUUGUACCAAUGUUUAUGUGUUUAAAUAAAUAAAUAAUGCUUCCAAAUAGUUGUGUAAGGUCGCCCAUCGUGAUUACCUUUUUUGUCACCCUUAUUUUGGCUACCUGUCAUUGCCCCAUGUAGACUUCUUGUUAGUCUACCUUUAAGUUUCGUUGAUGUGUGGAGGUCACUUGUAUGAGUUGCCAAGGUGUUAUCAACUUGGUAGAAGCUUCUUAACCCAAUCGGAUUUUAUUAACCGUUUCGUUUAAGUUGUUAACAAAUGUUACUGCUAUUUUUAUAAAAAUUGAUAGUGUCCUUGUGUUAAGCAUCCUCUUUGUAGUCAACUUUAAUGGUUUGCUUGCUUUGCCGUAAAUACUUUCUUUACAUUUAUAUCCUUUACCUGAUAUCAAUUCUUGGUGUUAUUAUCAUAAAACCUAUGAAAUCCGUUGCUUAGUGAAAACUACAGGUAUAGUGUUUCUUUUUGUACUGUAGGUUAUAAGUAAGUAUUGGCAGAGCCCCCAAAUGCCUUGGUAUAGCCAAGAGUGGGGUAGACCCUCCCUUACUCUCGAAAUGCUCUCACAUGGACACGCGUAUACAGCCUCUGUCAGGGAUGUCCUACUCACUGCCUUCUCGUGGCGGGAGCGUUGUUCACAAAAACGAGAGGACGAAAAGCGAGUGUCCGGCGCUUUAACCGGAUCCCAAACCAAUGGUGCACAUGGGCUCCAGUAUCCUGAAGGAACAAAUGGCGUAUGAACCAAUCGUUGGUCACCGGCUACCAUGAGACUGCAUCUCCUUACGAUGCUCCACUGCCUUGUGGGUCAGACCUUUAGGUCAAAGACUCGGGGUAUAGCCCCCUAAGAAAACCACCUGCUUCGGUUUGGGUACCCGGGCAGUAUCACAGCCCACACACAAAUUAAAUGAGAUUUGUGUGGCGCAUGUAUAUUUGGUGCCUCCUUGUACCAGUAUCUAUGUGUUAAAAUAAAAUAAUAAAAAUAAUGUAUUGGCAGAAGCACAUGGACCGAAGUUUAUUGCCUACAGAUUUACGAGCUUAAGGUUAUCACUCAUUUAACCUUCCAUUAUUCUAGUAAAGGCAGUUUUACGCUGAAACAGUAGACAUCGUUAGAAUUCGUGAAAGUUGUCAUGUAUCACAACCAUAACUUCGUACAUUUUUACUCUGUAGUUAUCACAAACUCAGUUCUUAACGAACCGGAUAAAUCAUAUUCUCAAGUCCGGACGUCAUUCUCAUUGUAUCUGUGUGGACUGUUUACAAUGAACUGUAUCCUCAUUUGAGUACUUAUAGAUGGUUUUACAUUUGACUCAAUAUAGUUUGUAUGUAUUAUAAAUGAUUUCAUUAGUUCAGUGGUUAGGUUACCUAACGGUUUGAUAAGACCUGAAGAUAACCUGAGUUGAUUUUUAUAGAACUGAUGAAUCGGGCUAGAUUCUUAUUUAGCCUGUUUCAUAGUGUGGAUUUGUGCAUUGAUCUAUCUGUCAAUUUUUUUCACUUUUCAAGGUUCAAGAUAUAUAAUGUUUUGGGAAUGGCUGAAAGUUUGAGAAACUUGCCUAUUUACAAGAAAGAUAGUUUUACUCAGUUCGUCCCUCAUUCUCGAAGUACUGAAUCCCGAAUUACUUAUGUUUGUACCUCCAACCGUAAUCGUUCGUGGGUCAUUAAUGGAGGUCGGCAUAUGUUUUAUGAUUUAAGUCUUGAUAGCAAAAGGGAACAGUACAUUUCUUCUCAGACGGGGAAAGAUGAUGUUGAGUGUCCUCCAAAUAAAAUCCCUCGUCUAAGUGCUUUAUAAUUUAUGCCGUAUUAAAACUUUUUGUUUUGUAGAUUAUUUAUUGUAUUUUAUCUACUUCAGACAUCUGUAAAUAUUUUUGAAACUCAAAUAUUACUUCUAAAGUUUUUUCUUUACUCCUGUUCGAAUGGGUAACUUGACAGACUUAAUGUAUUUACUGAAAUAACUUACUGAAGCUAUCCUCUAUUCUGUAAUACAACCUGUGGUGAGCUUAAUAAAUCCAUUUUAAAUGGA